Messenger RNA from Pollicipes pollicipes, 4665 nucleotides. Its product is annotated as forkhead box protein P1. The transcript has 15 exons. Lineage: Eukaryota; Metazoa; Arthropoda; Thecostraca; Pollicipedomorpha; Pollicipedidae. Bases 1733 to 3574 code for a protein of 613 amino acids. The record is from RefSeq and is a predicted model, not a curated record. Gene Ontology annotation, biological process: regulation of transcription by RNA polymerase II. Gene Ontology annotation, molecular function: RNA polymerase II cis-regulatory region sequence-specific DNA binding; DNA-binding transcription factor activity, RNA polymerase II-specific. Gene Ontology annotation, cellular component: nucleus.
GUUUGAGGCACCAUAAUUGUUUAAUGCCGCAGCCGUUCAGAGUUUCGGCCGAAGUCUGGCUGACUGGGCCGCGCAUCAGUACCGGGUGGUUACUGGGAUGUGAGGUAGUUGUGCGAGAUACCAUGGCUCGGUGGAGGGCACUGUCGCCCGACAGCGCCGACCAGCCUGUCCUGGUCGUCCAAAGCUUCAUCCACUUUCCACUUAGACAAACUCGGGGACGACUCUCACUGAUGCUGCUGGAUUCGCGGAGGCACGGGGAGCAGGGAUGGGUGGAUGGGAGCAUGAGAAGGUCUCUGUCCGCGAAUAUCAUCCCACCCAUCAAUAGACCAGUGAUGUUUUGAUUGGUAUAGUUGAACCCACCCGGAGACUGCUAACAAAAAGUUGCAGUUCUUCACGACCCAGUCUCGGUAUUUGUAAUUCUCAUCCGCCAUGGGCAGGCGACGGGCGCUGGUGCCGUCCUCGCCUGCCUCCAGCCAUUUGCCAGCCUAAAUGUCGGCACAGCUAGGAUGCUGAUGGCGCUAUGACUGUCUUUCCUGAGCGAUCAAAUGAUAAAAUAUUAGCAACCAACACAACACGUCUGUUAAGCAAGCGUGUGGGGACCGCGUCGUUGCGCGCCGUUGCUCUGGCUAUUGACGUUAUGGAUGGUAAGAGAUGAGGAGAAAGCGAGUGGCAGUCGUUGAGUCAUCGCGGAGAACAUGCUGUAUCUCUUUAAGGGGGCUUUGUAUCAUGCUUGGCAUUUGAAGGGAGUCGUAUGACAAAAACAAAUUGAAGAUCUUGUUUUAGAAUCGUGCACCAAACAUCAGAUUGUAUCGCCUCCGACAGCCUGGUUUGGUGGUACGAGAAGGGGUGGUGGGCAGGGUGAGUGACAGGGCGAGAUCGACUUACCCAAUACUCAAGGCUCGUUUAGUUCAUUAGACGCUCCAGUUUGAUAAAGCUCCUAUUUUUUUCAUACGUGUCAGACAUUUUUAGGGGCCUCCUUCGUUACACACCAUUCGUAAUAUGCCAGAAGAGUACGAUUUUGUGAUUAGUCAAACAUGAGGUGAAAAAUUUUCUUCCUUGAUGCGGAGAAGAUUUCUUCCCAUGUGUACUGGCCACAUGACGGUCUUGAAACAUGAUGGUGAUUCCAUGAACUUCAGCGUGGUGUAAAAUAAUCGGCUAUUUUCGCACCAUUUUUUCUAGGUUUCUUACUCACUGCCGUUCAAAGGCGAGAAAGCCUAAGUGUUAUUUUACCUAAUGACGCUCAGCCCUUUUUGCCUUCAGGCGGGAGCAUUGUUUUUAAACGCUUGUUUGCUGUUAGACUUCAUCCUGGCAGAAGUGUAUGUGGCAUUCAAGCACAAUCCUAUAAAAAAAUCGAGCACUUAACCGAGUUAUCAAAAAUGACUACGGCUCUUGAGGUAGAGCUCCUCUCACCAAUCACAUUUGAGAUAAACCCUUAUUUUGCUAGGUGAAUUUGCGCAUGGGUUUUUAUUGUUUCUUUGUCUUUUUGUACAUUUGGCAAGGUAGCAAUUUCCAAGGUUUGAACUGGUCAUUGGUGUAUGCAAUAAAAUUCACACAUAUAUGCUGAGCUCCUAAGGGCACUGCACAUCAAGCUUGAUUACACUGCUAUCCUGACGAAUAUGUCUGCAUCCGAUCCAUACAGGUUAGCUCGGUGAUCCGCAGCACAAGCAAGGCGGCGGCGCGGCCCGCAUCACCGACCACCAAGAGUCAUGACUCGGCCGCAGGCGCCGCUCCUAUGAUGAUGCCCCCGGGUCUCCAGCACAUGCAGCAGCUUAUCCAGCAACACCUCAGCCCGGCCCAGUUCCAGAAUUUUUUCCAGCAGCAGGGGCUCCUCGUGCAACAGCAGCACCACCAGCUGGCCGAGCUGAACAAGAAACAGACCGAGGACGCUGUGCGGCAGCUUCAGGAGCAGCUCCAGAUAACCAUGUACCAGCAGAACCAGGUGGCGCACGACAAGGGCAAGUCCGCGGCGCUGUCGCUGCACCACUCGCACCUGAUGCAGCAGAUGCAGAUGCUGCAGCAGCGGUAUCUGCUGCACCAGGCCGGCAUGGGACAGCCGGUGACGUCCACAGGCCUGGCCACCAGCGAGCCGACGGCGGCGGCGCACUGGGACAAGACGAGCGACCGGCGCUCCGACGGCUCGUCGCCGCCGUACAGCACCAGCCGCUCGCCGCCUCCGCUGCAGCCGCUUAGCGCCGCCAACGGCCUGCUCCCGGCCCUCACCAACGGCCGCUGGGACGGCCGCAACGGCGGCGACGACGAGCGGCACGCGUCGGCCGCCGACGACGACGAGGCGGCCGCCAAGACGGGCCCGCUCUUCUCCAACGGCAUCUGCAACUGGCCCGGCUGCGAGACUUCGUGCCCAGACCGGCCGGCCUUCGUCAAGCACCUGAAUACAGAGCACCGGCUUGAUGACCGAUCGACGGCGCACGUGCGCGUCCAGAUGCAGGUGGUGCAGCAGAUGGAGACCAACUUGGCCAAGGAAAAGGCACGCCUUUCGGCCAUGAUGGCGCAUCUCCACAUGACACGCGAGCGUAUGGAGGAGGUGAAGACAGACCCGCCGAUGGCGCCGAGCUUACCGCAGGUGAGCGCGGCCAUGUUCCCGACGACGACGCCGCCCAGUCAGCUGCUGUCGGGCAAUCCGUUCCUGCGCACGGCCAUGCUGCACGCACCUGCGCCGGCCAGCAUCGGGCCCAGCCGGCGCCGCGUCAACGACAAGCCCAUGACCUCCAGUCCGUACGAGGAGUCACCGGCGCAGAGGCGGCGAGCCGCCGAACGCUCCGGUCAGGACAUCACAGAAGAGCUCGGUCGUAACCGCGACUUCUACCGCAGCACGGACAUCCGGCCGCCGUUCACGUACGCCUCGCUGAUCCGCCAGGCGAUUGUGGAGUCACCGGACAAGCAGCUGACGCUGAACGAGAUCUAUAGCUGGUUCCAGAACACGUUCGCCUAUUUCCGCCGCAACGCGGCCACCUGGAAGAACGCGAUCCGCACCAACCUCUCCCUCCACAAGUGUUUCGUGAGGUAUGAAGACGACUUUGGUUCGUACUGGACGGUCGAUGAUUCCGAGUUCAUCAAGCGUCGCCAUCUGUCACGAGGCCGUCCCAGAAAACUCGAGCUCGGCCCAGCCAAGGAGCAGGCGCGCAGUCCCACGCUCUCCAGCAGUCCCACACUGUACGGGGACGCCAUCAACGCCAGCCUACAGUCGGCGUUGGCGGACUCCACGCUGCCGUUCAUGACGAACGCCGCGGACCGCCUGCGGGAGAUGCGCGAGCGGGAGGCGCCGACCCUGCUGGGCAUGCACCGGCGGUCACCGUCCCCCAGACAGUACCGGCACGCCAGCCCCAGCCCGGACCAGGACUCCCGCGGUCCAGCCAUGGACAUGUUCAGCCAGCCGCUGGUCAAGUCCGACUAUGACGCGGCGCACAGUCCCGAUCCGGACUCGCGCGACGGUGGCGCCACCCGCGAGGGAGCGGCGGCGCCCCCCAUCAGUCGCGCCGAGAACCUGAGCAUGUCGCUGAUCAAGUCUGAGUACGCGGACGGCGGCCAGACGAUGGCGGAGACGGCGACGGCAUGAGUCCGCACGCCCCACCGGCCCAGCAAUACCUGGGGCCACGCGGCGCGGCGCCUGGCGCGGCCCGUGACCAACCUGGCGCGCUCCGGUGCGGCCCGGAGGACUGCCGCCUAGCGGCGUCGAUGUGUGCUAUCGUGUGGCCAGGUCGUCAGUAGAUGGCGCCACUGCGGCGCAAGGACGCUCUCUCGCCCUCCGCUGUCUCAAAUCAAACGUAUUCUCGAGGGGCGUUCAGGUGCGUGUACAAUGUACAAUCGCCGCCACCGCUCUGUUUGGGUUAGUUGUGUUUGUCGGGUGCGCGUGCGCACCGGGGAAUGCCGCCGCGGGUUUUUGUACCUGUGUGCAUGUUGUGUACAGUUGUUCAACCUCAUCCUACGGGUUUCGUUGCGGAGAGCCACGUGUCAGCUCACCGCUUGCAGGCGCAGUUUCCUUGCGUUUUUUGUGUUACCACUCGCCUGUCAUCAGCCACCCUCCCGAAAGCCUGCCGGUACGUCUCGCUCGGAGGCCGCCCGCAGUAGCUCCCUGUCGGUACACCCAGUACAAAGCUUGCAGAGAUGCGUGUUGAUGCCAUAGGAUCUCCCGGCCAGCCCUCCGCGCGGCUGUCCGCCGCCAUGGCGGACUCCGCGCCCCACUCCAGUGCAACUCUCCAUAACUAGUGUCGUUGUGACAACCAUUUUUGUACGGCUCGACAGUGCAGAGGCGUCUUAGGACGCGAGGGCGUGAGGGCAGGGACAGCCGGGCUGACGGCUGCCGAGCUGGUAUUUUAGCAUGGUUGUUUUGGGGCCUCGACUUCGGUGGGCCGCGCUUUGAGCUUAGGAGCGGGCCGCGGCCUCGUGGCGGCUGCCGCCGGGGAUGGGGCUGAGCCCCUGGCAACGCGCGCGUUAAGGGCCGCCGGCGUAUCAGGGAUCAUAAAUCGGGUCAACUCGGCCGCCCUGUGCUGCCACCCUCCGGUCGGACAACAGUGUGUCCUCCGUUCUCCGCCGCGCCCGUAUGUUUGCGUCUGUCGUCGGUUCUGUUUCCCAGUAUGUCUGCUUGUGCCAAUGGACCUCCCGGGAGUCUCGUGCAUUUUGUGUUGACACAUUCCUUUCUCACGCCGC